Megalobrama amblycephala (Wuchang bream) is the source of this 2328-nucleotide messenger RNA. RefSeq names its product RNA polymerase II associated protein 3 (gene rpap3). The coding region runs from base 188 to 1993 and encodes 601 amino acids. Gene Ontology annotation, molecular function: protein binding. Lineage: Eukaryota; Metazoa; Chordata; Actinopteri; Cypriniformes; Xenocyprididae. The record is from RefSeq and is a predicted model, not a curated record. The transcript has 17 exons.
CGGCGCCAUAACAUGCACAAGCAGCGCGUGUCUUACGUAAGACGCUUGUUCUUCGCAUGCGCACAGAGGCGUUUGUGCUGUCAUGGCGCUGAACACAAACUAUUGAUCAAAACUCUUCUUCUUCAUCAUCAUCACAGGGAAUGUCUGUUUGUCUAAAGUGGUCUGACAGCGUUAGAAGAGCGCCGUGAUGUCGGGAAAUAAAGCUGUGGAGCUGCAGAUUCAGAUGCGACAGAACGCAGAAGAUCUGCAGAGCUUCAUGAAGGAGCUGAACAACUGGGAGGAAGAGAUCAAGAAGAAAGACCAGCAGCUUCGCACCGGGAACACCAACGAAACACCAAAAACACUCCCGCCAGUGAGGAACAAAGAUUAUAAAAAGACAAAGAAGAGGGUGAAACGACAGACUAACGGCGGCGGCGAUCGGAAAGAUCAAACGCAGACGCAGCGGAUAAAAUCCUACGCUUAUCAGGCCUGGGACAAAUUUGAUGUGGAAAAGACUCUGGAGUCCAUGGACGUAGAGGAGAGCCCAGUGCAAUCCAAUGAAUCUGACUCUGAAGUGAUUCAGGUGGACAGAGAUCUGGCGCUCACUGAGAAAGAGAAGGGGAAUCAGUUCUUCAAGGACGGCCAGUAUGACAGCGCCAUCGAGUGCUACACCAGAGCGAUGGACGCCGAUCCCUACAACCCUGUCCUGCCCACUAACAGAGCGGCCUGUUUCUUCAGACUGAAAAAGUACGCCGUGGCGGAGUCGGACUGUCAUUUGGCGAUCGCUCUGGACAGUAAAUAUGUGAAAGCUUACGUCAGGAGAGCGGCGACACGCGCAGCUCUAAAGAAACAUCAGGAAGCUCUUGAAGAUUAUGAAAUGGUUCUCAAAUUGGAUCCUGAAAACUCAGAGGCGCGGAAUGAAAUCCAGAAACUCCAGCAGGUCUUGGAAUCGAGCGGACAGACGACAGAGAAGAGCGAGAUCGUUACUCCCGCUGCUGCUGCGCCGACGGUGGAUCCGUUACAACAGCAGCGUCUGGAGGAACAACAGAGAAAACAGGAAGCUGUCGUGCAGAAAGACAGGGGAAAUGCUUACUUUAAAGAAGGCAAGUACGAGGCGGCCGUGGAGUGCUACUCUAAAGGAAUGGAGGCGGACGGCACCAACGCCCUGCUGCCCGCUAACAGAGCCAUGGCGUACCUCAAACUCCAGAAGUACAGUGAGGCGGAGCAGGACUGCAGCACGGCCGUCGCUCUGGACGCCACGUACGCCAAAGCCUUCGCCAGACGCGCGACAGCCAGAGCCGCUUUAGGGAGGAUCAGAGAAGCCAAAGAAGAUUUUGAGCAGGUUCUGAAGCUCGAGCCGGGAAACAAACAAGCCAUAAAUGAGAUCGAGAAACUCACAGCGGAGAUGAGCACCAGUGGUCUCAUGGAUCCAGUGGAGAACACACAGAGAAGAACCAUCCAGCCCAUCAACAAACCUGAACAUCUCAGAUCCACCAAGCCGUUACGGAGGAUGGACAUACAGGAGAUAACACCGUCCGUAGAGCCUCACGCCGUCACGUCUUCACCCCAUCCCAAGAUCCAGAAGAUCGAGGAGAUCUCCGGCGUUCCGUCCAGGACUUCGUCUGAAGGUCCUGAAUCGAUUCCUCCUCCACCCAGCAGCAGUUUUCAGCUGGAGGCCGACCUCAGGAAGAUCAGCCGGCACCCACAAUCCACUUACAUAUAUUUAAAGCAAAUCAGCCCAGACGCUUAUCCGAAGAUCUUCCAGAACUCUCUGGAGCCUGAUGUUCUCAACCUCAUGCUCAAGAUCUUCCACAGCUUCUACAUUCAACAUGAAGAUGCGUCUCUUCUGCUGGCCGUCCUGAGGAGCCUGGCGAGUGUGAGGAGAUUUGACAUGGCCGUCAUGUUCAUGUCGCCCGCGGAGAAGAAAAUGCUGCAGGAGGUGUUUGACUGGAUUCACCGCACCGGUCUGACAGACCCUUCAGUUCAAGAUCUACGGAAGAAAUACGGCCUUUGACCUCUGACCUCUACAGGAACAUCUGUUUGGAUAUACAGCGUUUGAUCUCAGCCGUCUCACACCCGAACCAAAGUGAUGUGAAUGAAUGAGAUGCCUCAGAACGGACGCUCGGUGCCUUUGAACUGCUUCAUUUUAUUCCUGUUUGUGUUUGAAGACAUUAUUUGUGUUGCUUCAGUUCAUGUCGAUCUUGUGUCUGGAUGAGGGAACGUCUUUCAGAAUCUGCUCCUGUUGUUCUGAAUGCUUCAGUAUUAAAGUCAACAUGAAAUCCAAAUGGACUUAUUCUUGUAAAUGAUUCAUUCAGUACACAAAUAAAAAUAUCUUUCAUCCACUGCAAA